Macrosiphum euphorbiae (potato aphid) is the source of this 603-nucleotide messenger RNA. NCBI's taxonomy places the organism in Eukaryota, Metazoa, Arthropoda, Insecta, Hemiptera, Aphididae. The record is from the annotation of a GenBank genome assembly.
AUGAAAAAUUGGAAGCGGCAAAUUUAUAAGCCCGUCACAAAAAUAUGUCUUCGUAAUGUCGAGGUUGGUUGGGGAAGAACUACAUACAGUCAAUCGUACAAGCCACCCGGGCCAGCAGAUCGGAACAGCAAGCCCACGAUGGCAACAACAAAGUGCCUCUGGCCCAGGCUGGACAUCGAACACAACAGGAUGACCGUGCACCAGGCCAGUUUUCGCGAGUAUUCGUGCGCGGACCGGACGCUGCCCUUGGUGCAAGGGGAUCACGAGCUCGUGAGUGCAGGCUCUCGGGCACCCAUGCAGAAAGUGACGUCUCAGCGACAUGACUUCGUCUUCGUGGCCAAGUGUCUGCCUAAGGCCGAACGGCAGCGGGCCAACUGGCCGAAGGUGACCAUAGGCACCAACUGCGGCAGCGGCGCGUGCGCAAUGACGUGCAGCACCACCACGGCCGACGCGUUCGGGAUUCCGCUUUCUAACGGACAACGGCCGUCCACCUCCAAUGAUUGGUCGCAGGACAAAAAAUUGCUGAUGGCCAAAGAUACGGAGACCAGUACGAGAUACAAGCAGUGGAUGGUUGGGGCCGCAAGCCCACGAUGGCACCGAUAG